GGUGUGGGUUCUUGCUUUAGCAGUACUGGAGCAGACCUUGCUGGAAUUAUAACUUUGUUUUGCUACUGCCAGCUAGCUAAUACAGGUGCAGAGAUGGAGUCUCAGGUGCACCAGAAUUUCCAUGCUGACUCUGAGGCAGCUGUGAACCACUUUGUAAACUUGGAGUUGUAUGCUAGCUAUGUCUACUUAUCCAUGUCAUACUACUUUGACCGUGAUGAUGUGGCCCUGCAGAAUGUGGCCAAACUCCUGAAGAAGCAGUCGCAUGAGCACAGGGAGCAGGCUGAAAAGCUCCUGCAAUACCAAAACAAGCGAGGUGGACACAUUGUUUUGCAGGACAUCAAGAAACCAGAGCAUGAUGAAUGGGGGAACAGCUUGGAAGCCAUGCAAUCUGCCCUGCAGCUGGAGAGGGCUGUGAACCAGGCCCUGCUGGACCUCCAUAACCUGGCUACAGGGAAAAAUGAUCCUCACCUCUGUGACUUCCUGGAGUCGGAGUACCUGGAUGAGCAGGUGAAGGCCAUCAAGGAACUUGGAGACCACCUAACCAAUUUGAAGCGCCUCAAGGUGCCACAAGAUGGUGUAGGGGAGUACCUGUUUGACAGACUCACCCUUGGGGAGUGUAACCAAGAAGUGUGCUGACAGCUGAGACACUGUUCUGGAUGACAUGUUUGAAUGGCAAAGAUGCAUUCAUGGAUCUUUAACCAUUGACAAUAAAACUUACUCAUUACCAGGU
Alligator sinensis (Chinese alligator) is the source of this 730-nucleotide messenger RNA. Its product is annotated as ferritin heavy chain B-like. Bases 94 to 636 code for a protein of 180 amino acids. The record is from RefSeq and is a predicted model, not a curated record. Gene Ontology annotation, cellular component: cytoplasm. Gene Ontology annotation, molecular function: ferrous iron binding; ferric iron binding. Lineage: Eukaryota; Metazoa; Chordata; Crocodylia; Alligatoridae. The transcript has 4 exons. Gene Ontology annotation, biological process: iron ion transport; intracellular iron ion homeostasis.